Messenger RNA from Cetraspora pellucida, 145 nucleotides. NCBI's taxonomy places the organism in Eukaryota, Fungi, Glomeromycota, Glomeromycetes, Diversisporales, Gigasporaceae. The record is from the annotation of a GenBank genome assembly.
GAGAUGUUCCGGCUACUUCGCCUCUCCUAUAAGUCUGCCACCUUCCAUGGAUCAUAAAGAAGCCGCAAAAGAAUUUUUUGCUUCAUAUAGACGUUUUAAAGAAGCAAUUGAACAAGUAAUACACAAAGAAAUACCGGAUAAAUAA